GCCUGUCGGGGCGGCGGCGCGCCAGGGCAGUGCCAUGCUGCUCUCCGUCCUGGCGGCGCUGUGCCUGGGGCUGCGCCUGGCGCUGGGCGUGCGUGGCGCGCCCUGCGAGCCGGUGCGCAUCCCCAUGUGCCGCCACAUGCCCUGGAACAUCACGCGGAUGCCCAACCACCUGCACCACAGCACGCAGGAGAACGCCAUCCUGGCCAUCGAGCAGUACGAGGAGCUGGUGGACGUGAACUGCAGCGCCGUGCUGCGCUUCUUCCUCUGCGCCAUGUACGCGCCCAUCUGCACGCUGGAGUUCCUGCACGACCCCAUCAAGCCGUGCAAGUCGGUGUGCCAGCGCGCGCGCGACGACUGCGAGCCCCUCAUGAAGAUGUACAACCACAGCUGGCCCGAGAGCCUGGCCUGCGAAGAGCUGCCCGUCUACGACCGCGGCGUGUGCAUCUCGCCGGAGGCCAUCGUCACCGACCUCCCCGAGGACGCUAAGUGGAUAGACAUCACACCAGACAUGAUGGUCCAGGAGAGGCCGCUUGAUGUUGACUGUAAACGCCUAAGCCCUGACCGCUGCAAAUGCAAAAAGGUGAAACCGACUCUGGCGACGUAUCUGAGCAAAAACUACAGCUACGUCAUUCACGCCAAAAUAAAAGCCGUGCAGAGGAGCGGCUGUAACGAAGUGACAACGGUGGUGGACGUGAAAGAGAUCUUCAAGUCCUCGUCACCCAUCCCUCGGACGCAGGUCCCGCUCAUCACGAACUCCUCCUGUCAGUGCUCCCACAUUCUACCCCAUCAAGACGUGCUCAUCAUGUGUUAUGAGUCGCGCUCCAGGAUGAUGCUCCUUGAAAACUGUUUAGUUGAAAAAUGGAGAGAUCAACUCAGUAAAAGAUCCAUACAGUGGGAAGAGAGGCUCCGGGAGCAGCAGAGGACACUUCAGGACAAGAAGCGAACGGCUGGGCGUACGGGUCGUAGCAACGCCCCAAAACCAAAGGGAAAGCCGCCUGCUCCCAAACCGGCCAGCCCCAAGAAGACCAUCAAAGCCAGGAGUGCCCAGAAGAAAACAAACCCGAAAAAAGCGUGAGCCCUCUCAGGAUGAGAGCCAGCCCGGGGGCGUGGCGCCCCGUCCUUGCCUUAACGACGGCAGUCCUCCCCAUAGACACGUUGUAUGGCGGUUUUCUUGAUGAUAUGCUUCCAUUUUUUUCUUUUCAAGCCGCCACCAACCCUAGUGGUAGGUAUGUCCUUUGGUAUGGAAGGUAUAUGAAAGCGGAGAGCUGUUGGACAAAGCUUCUCGCAACAUUCAGAGCAGGCAGGCGUCACGGUGCGUAGCCCGUGAGAUCUCCGCGGGGGGAACGGGUGCCCUGCUCCUUACCACGUGACCUAGUAUGUGCAUUGUAAAAUAAAUACCAUAUUACAAACAAAAUACCCAAUUUUUUUUAAACAAUACAUUGUAUUUCAGCCUGACUUGUGUUGUUAGAAUGCUCGUGAUGUUUCAAAAUGUGAUUGAAAAUACAAUGAUUCUAAAGAGGGAAGCAAGAGGAAUGAAGAGUGACUGUCUCAAACAUCUUUGUAUGUUUACCAUUUGCCCAAGAAUUUCUGUGAUGAAAGGGAAUUUUUGAACAAUCUAGAAAAGUAGGAUAUGGAAAAUUGUAACUUUUUUUUUGUUUACAAAGAAGCCUUUCACCUAGAGUUUUUAGCUAGACACUCUAGAAACUAAAAUAAUGGUAACUAAAUAAAUAAAAGGGAAAGGCAGACAUACCCUAUCUGGAUCCUUAUUUUCUGGUUACCAUGCCGUUGGGUGGAAAGGCUUGGAAUUUACAUUCCUGAUGCUUCUCAUUAGUAACCAUUAUGUAGCACCAGAAACAGAGUGUGUUUUUCCUCUGAUGAUUUAUAUACUAAUGAUUCUGCCCCCAAGAAUUUUCUACCUGUGCACGCCAUGCUCAUGUCACUUCCCAGGAUGCCCUAGGCGUCUUGAUGCCAAGCCUGAAAGAAUUUUCUCUUUGCCGGUAGCUGGUGCCUUACAAAGGUGCUGUGGGCCCAGAGUGGGAGGGCCAGGACUCCAAAGUCCCUGGUUCUCAGCCACUGCUGCACACCAGCUCUGCACCUGGGAAGGCAACUAUGGUCCCUCCUCCAUUCAAGGGUGUAGAGAAACAACCUGAAAGCUUAAGUAUAAAAUCUCCUUUAGACUGACCAUUGCCCCUGCUUCUCAGAGGAGGGGGAAGUGACAUGUUGCGCUCACACAAGAUCAUUAGACACAUAAUCUAAUUUCACCUCCGUAGGCCACUGGGACACAGAAAUGAGGUCUGUGGGUAAGCCAGGGGAGAGUGGAGAAAUAGGGUUACUAAAAAUGCCGCCAUGGGCUCCCCUGUCUUCCUAAAAGUGGAACAGGACGCCUGUGUCACCACCACCCCAGGGUGGCAGAGUUUAAGGAAUCCAAUAGAUGGACUCACACAAGUGUACCAGUAAAUGUUUCUGUUAUAUUAAAGGCCAAACUUCUUUGGUCCUUAAGGAAUGCCAGAUACGUGUUUAGCAUAGCAUCCAAACUAAAGAAACCUGGGAAAGGCCACUAAAAGGCCCUGGCAGCCUACCUUACCUCCUUAGCAUUGUAGGGCUUUUUGGGGGAAGGGAAUCAGAAAUGGAACUCUCCAUGGAAAUGGGGAAACAAACACAUAUGUUAAAAAAAAAAAAGUAAACAUUAUUUUAAGUGCAAUACUAAGUAAGAGUUUGGAGAUGACUACAUACUUAAACACUGUUUACUUUAAAUAUUUAACUGAAAUCAUAUACUGAAUAUUACACAACACUUAAAACUUCUUUAGGAACAUUAUACAAUACUUAACUAUGCACAUUUAUACAUUAUACAAUAUGUAAUCGGGCAUAUGUAUCAGUUUGAUUAAUCGAUAAAAAAUUAAGCAGGCCACCAGUUAUUUAUUAUGAAAAAGUCAAAAACGAACAUCAACCCACACUAAGGGUAAUAUAACAAGUGUGGUAGUGGAUUUUGUGUGAGGGUCAGAGAUUUAUUUUUCUCCCUUAAAUAUUUUCUCCAUCAAAAUACAUGUGAGAGGAGGUGAAUAGUAAUAUAUGGAGAGGAAAGCUGAGGUAUUGAAAUGAGAAUUAUUUGAAGGUUGGAUUACUUUUGUGAGGAAAAAAUAGCAUUUUGCAAUCUUUUGAUCAACAAAUUUCAUAAUUAAGGACGAUGGAAGGCAUUUAUAUUUUCAAUAAUUUUUUGGAUUUUCAAUAAUACAGUAAACAUGUAUUUUCUAGAAAGUAUUUAAUAAAUGCAUAAAAUAAAAAUAGUGGAAUUACAAUCCUACCUAAUCCUAUUUAUCACUCUGCAGAGGUAAUUGCUGUUAGUGUUUUGGUACACAGUUGUCCAGGUGUUUCUUAUGCAUUUAUAUAAUGAUUUGAGAAAAAAGAAACUAGAGCUUAUUAUACAUACUGUUCAUUAACCUUCUUCUUCCCUCAGCCUCUUAUUGAGAUGAGUUCUCAUGUCAAUAAAGCUGAUGCCACCUCAUUUAUAAAGGCUC
Messenger RNA from Suricata suricatta (meerkat), 3515 nucleotides. RefSeq names its product secreted frizzled related protein 4 (gene SFRP4). Gene Ontology annotation, molecular function: Wnt-protein binding. Gene Ontology annotation, cellular component: cytoplasm. Gene Ontology annotation, biological process: non-canonical Wnt signaling pathway; canonical Wnt signaling pathway. Bases 35 to 1075 code for a protein of 346 amino acids. The record is from RefSeq and is a predicted model, not a curated record. Lineage: Eukaryota; Metazoa; Chordata; Mammalia; Carnivora; Herpestidae. The transcript is spliced from 6 exons.